GAAUGCACUACCCAGUACCCAUGCUGCUGUCGCGCCCAGGUGUCCUAGUGAGCAAACAGGUGUCAUGCAUGAUUUUCUUUUUCACUGUUCUGCCGGCUUUGCCCUAAUCUAAGACAUAAAUUCAUAUCGUUUUUUUUUUGUCACUCAUGGAAGAUCCAGACAAAAAAAAUAAAAAUAAUGGUAACGACACAGUGGAAAGAAAGCUUACCGUGGUGUUGCUAGGGGACCAAGUGAAAGACAUAUCAAAAUAGUACUACACAGAUGUUCAAGACUAAGGCUGAUUGCAUGUACCGUGUUUGGGCAUACCAGUAAGCACAGCCAACGCUAUGGGGAAUAAACAAAAUUAGUCCUAGUCCUCCCUGUACUUUGCUCAAACUUUUUCUCGGUCAAAACCUGGCCCCUUCAUCAUACUCCGUGCGUGGGGGUGGAGAAAACACAGACUAAGAUAACAGAUUCCUUUUUUUCCCCCUCCGUUCCCUUGUCGCUUUGAACUUUUCUAUACAGAUAAGGUAUGUUCUUUCUUUUGUCGAUCGGACGUGAUGGGGCCAUUGCGUAACAAUAACGAAGUACAGGCGGAACCAAAUAAUAACAAGACCCGCAAAGCGUGUACAAAAGAACCGGAUUCUUGCGGCUCUUGUAAGCAAGCGCCUUCUGUCGAGACGCGGUAGUGCGCAUGCGCGUCCUUCGGUUGUCGCGUACCUGUGGCUACGCUCAGUCUUUGCAAGGACGCUGCCGAAAUCGCGACGACUGCAGUCACGUUAUAGGACGUUGUGACCUGUGACAAUGUGCUGCGCGCUCCGUCGGCCGCAACAGGACAGCGCUUUCCGCAUCUUCUGAAAACCAUUCCGGCUCCGACAGCACGAUGGCAAUAAGUGGGCUUAGCGGCCGGCACACGAGCAAUCGAAGCGCGCGCAUGCGCAGUGCCACGUCUCGACAGAAGGCGCUUAGCUUCGUUAAAUCGCGCUUGAAUGAUGUUUGGCACGCCGCUCGCGGAACCCGCAUUGUUUUGUCCCUACAUCUGUGUACAUUCAAACAGACACGCCGCAAAAUGUACUCGAAACGAGGAUACCUGAAGAGCGCCCCCUGCCUGAACAAGGCCGGUGACCGGAUCCACAAGUGCGUGAAGGCCUUCCGGGAGGACCUGUACCGGAUCGCGCUCGAGGCGCCGCCCAAGCAGAGGAUACGCUACGCGUGCUGCGAGUACAGCAAGCUGUUCAGCUGCAAGCAGUCCAGCCUGAGGGAGAACUGCAAGGACCCCAAGGCGAUCCAGUACGUCCGCGAGACGGCCGAGCACGUCCUGCACAACCUGGUCAAGGUCUUCUGCGGCCGCUACGAAAGCGGCUCCGACGAGUGCACCGCGCUCGAGAAGCUUCCCGCGCUCAACUCUAAAGAGAACGCGCCCAAGAGCUUCAUCCUGCUGCUCAAGUCCUUCACCGCCAGCGUGCCAUAAGACCGUCACUCGUGGCUAACGCCAAACCGCCAGGAGUGUUGCAGACUGGAGUAGUACUUUCGGGCAGUUUCUACGGUGUCAAGCUUGAGAUGCGAGAAAUGAAAAUAGCGUGAAAUCGCAACCUUACUAUUUUUGAAAAA
Messenger RNA from Dermacentor andersoni, 1590 nucleotides. RefSeq lists its product as uncharacterized. The record is from RefSeq and is a predicted model, not a curated record. Lineage: Eukaryota; Metazoa; Arthropoda; Arachnida; Ixodida; Ixodidae.